AUGGCGAUGAUGAUGACUGGCCGUGUGCUUCUGGUGUGUGCCCUCUGCGUGCUGUGGUGCGGUGCGGUUUUUGGACACGCGAUGGACGAUUACUGCAGUGAGGGUGGAGGGAACGGUUUGAGGCACACGAGUAAUGGUGGAGAUGACGGCGUGUCUCUAAAGGCGGACUGCGGGUUGUUAGCCACUCGAAUGGCAUUAAUAAAGGCGGUUGAAGCUUCGGAUGCUGGACAAGAUGAAUUGAGUGGUGGUCCAGGCCCAUCUCAGGAUACCGGGGAACCAUUGCAGAAUGAUACGGAGGGCAGUGCAGCGCCUGGUCCAGGAAGAGAUGUUGCAGGUCCAGCAGAAGCAGCAAUACCGCCGACGCCUGGAGGAUCAGGUACAGGAGGACAGGAGGAAAAGCCAGGGGUUUUGGGUCCAAAUGAUGGAGAACAUACCGACAAUAAAAAAAAUACAAGUGAAACUCAUCUCGAAAAACCAAGAACUAAUCAGUCUUCUUCAUCAUCAUCUUCUGGUAGUCUUGACCCUGAGGGUGCCAAAGGACUCUCUUUGAAAACGAAAAACAAGAGUGAUGAAUCCUCCGAUGAGACACCGACGGAAGACGAAGAAGAUCAUAUAAAUAAAUCUGACAGUCGUGAAGUGGUGCUAAAAGAACAGAUAAACGAAAUACAAGAAGUAAGAAAAGGAAAAAUAAUUCAUGACGCACCAACAGAGACACGUGGAAGUCCAGCCAACGACGCAGGAAUACAAACAGCAACACCACCGCCACCACCAGCAACAAUGAAUGGACCGUCCAGCACUGAGGAUUUACCGCCCGUGCAACCGCUACAACGCGUCCAAUACGACAAGGCAGAAUCAAGGCCACCAUCACCCACGGCAAACGGUGAUGCCGCCAAUAAUGAAGCUGACAAGAACACUAAAGAGGACAUCCCGAACAGUGACCCAGCAUCCGAUGGCACAAACACAGCAGAAAAAAAACCGGAUGAAAAUAAAGAUGCCAAUCCAAAGGAAACACCAGUCGAAGCCACAGCCAUGAAAAAUACAGCAGUGAAUACUGGCGACAGUGACAGCAGCACCGCGGUCUCCCACACCACUUCCUCUCUUUUGCUUCUUCUUCUUGUUGUUGUUGCGGCUGCGGCUGCGGUGGUGGCCGCGUGA
Trypanosoma cruzi is the source of this 1155-nucleotide messenger RNA. Its product is annotated as mucin-associated surface protein (MASP), putative. Bases 1 to 1155 code for a protein of 384 amino acids. The record is from RefSeq and is a predicted model, not a curated record. NCBI's taxonomy places the organism in Eukaryota, Euglenozoa, Kinetoplastea, Trypanosomatida, Trypanosomatidae. The transcript has a single exon.